UUUUGAACGAAAUAUGUUUUGAGUUUAUUAUUUAAUGAAAACAAUCCGGUUGUUUAUAUAUAUUUGAUUGUCUUUUUAUAGGCGGAAUUUAUCUAUUCCAUGCUGCUAAUUUUCCUGGGAUUAAUAAAUUCAUUCGCAAGAUUUUCCGUUAAUAUUAUGAUCAUUUUAAAUGAUAUUAUUAAUUCAUAAAUUAAUCACAAUUUUCGCACUCACAGAAAGAAAAAUAGUAUUGGGAAAAUCUUUUUGUAAAUACAAGCGCAGCUCGCUCGUUGGUCGAUACACAAAUCUCACGGCAGAAGGCAGCUCUAGUCAAUAGAGUUCUUUUAUACAGCACACUGGUUUAAUGUAUGGACGAAGAAAAGCACUCAUUCUUUACUUAUAUUUUGUAUAUAUUGGAAACAACUUAGAUAUUGCCUUAAAGCCAGGUCAUGCUAUAGUGGGAUUAAAUUAAAGGAUUAGUUCAAUGAAGACAUAAAUGUAGGAUUGGAAUUAGACACAAAGUGAGCCGUCUUCGAGGAGAGUGCAUGUUUGUUUACAAGUGGAAUACACCGAUUAUACAUGUUGAUUGACAGAACUGUUUCAGCGGCUGUUGCUUUGUGUUUUAUAUUAGCGUGUGUCUAUAAAUAGAGUUGUAAUAAACUCGGGCUGUGUAUUGAUACACAGUUAGAGCGGUGUGUUUCUGAUUUUUGACGAUUGGAGAGGGUGGUCAUUUAAGAGACUGACUCGAAAGGUGAAUAUGGAAAAACAGGAAGAAAAAGAGUGUAUGAUGAAUAAUGUAAAUGGAGCAGGGCGGGCCAAGGUGAAAAAUGUCAACAACGAUUUCACGGAUACAAGUGCUGGUGUUCAAAGAAAAUUACAUCAACUUCAAACCUACAUAAUCGGACUCGCGAUUCUUCUAGCCUUAUCUUCCAUAGUAAUCAUCAUAACAUUUUCGGUGCUCUACGCGAACUUGAAAUGGGAUGUACAAAACCACGAUCACCCGCCAAAAGUAGGAGCUCAGAUGAAUAACAUUCUAGAAAAAGAGGAACUAUGUUUAUUAUGUAGUGAGGUACGUCUGGGCCCGAGCCCCGAGGAGGACCGGAUGUUGGAUUAUUUUGUUCGGAAGUCAGGGACGGGGGCGUCGGGGCGAGGGGAGGAGUGUUGUGUGGAGACCCCCUCACAACUCCUCAAGCUGCUACAGCUGUUCGUGGAGAAAAAGUACAGAACAGAAAUGGCGUCUGGCAACAUAAAGAUCGAGGCAUCCACGGACUCGGAGCCGACGGAGUCGCGUCCCGCCGCUCAUCUUAUGGGGUCCGUCCGUAAACCGGAACAGCCAGCAGUUCCCGGUCGACAGUUCCCGAUCUCAUACUGGAUAAGCAACGAGGAUCUUGCAUUCACGAACAAGGUCCAGUACCGGCACGGUCGUAUUGUGAUCCUGGAAGCCGGACUUUACUACGUAUACAGCCAGCUCUCUUUCCUCGAGGUUUUCGAUCGUCCUGGUGCUCAAGUGGAUACCGGCUCACAAUCGCUGUCCCAUUAUAUAUAUAGGUACAACAUCAUAUACCCCCACGGCGGGGAAGAGGCCAUGAUUCAGAAUUCAAUCACCAAGUGCUGGGGACAAAAUAAAGCGUUUGGAGAAUAUUCAAGUUAUCUAGGCGCUGUGUUUUAUUUGCGACAAGGGGAUGAACUUUUUGUGAAAGUUUCUAACUUGACCUUGAUCGUACGAGAACCGAAACUGAAUUAUUUUGGGUUGUUCAAGGUCAACUAAUAGUUAAUGUAUGAACUAUUCCAUAAUCAGUGUCCAUACAAUGUCGCUUUUAUAUUUUGCUUUGUCAUCAAAUGCGUCGUCUUCCCUUGGAUUAUCUGUACACUGAAGUAUAAACUCGUUUUCAUUUUAAUCAACCGAAGUCAAACACAAAAAUAAAGCCAUAUUCUAAUGAUUUUUUUUUAUUUUCGUUCAAUCAUAGAAUUGAGAAAAAGCUUACCCUAUACAUAAAUUGUACAGGGAACCUUCGUAGUGUUGGUGACUCGCAAACCGUUGUCCCGUUUUUGUCAUUUUCAUUACAAUAAAAUUGAUCAGCUUUUUUGGUUUUAUCCCAAGAUGUAUAUAUUCAUCUUUUAGUCAAUUCAGCUUAAUUAAAGCCUGUGCGAUUAGUUCUACCAUAGCAUUUAAAGUCAUUCCAAAUGUUUUCAUUUUCCUUUUUAAUUCUUUUGAGUAACAUACAUGUAUUCAUUCAGAGAAUACAAAACACAAGAUGUGACUGUUGAGGCAUUUUUAUGGAAUAGUUAUCAGUAUGUCAAAAGUUUUACCUGAUAAGUAUAAUCAUAUUAUUUGUUAUUGUUUCUUUUCUAAGGUUAACGUAUACUAAGGUUUUCUAAGGUUAACUUAUACUAAGGUUUUCUAAGGUAAACAUAUACUUAGGUUUUCUAAGGUUAACGUAUACUAAGGUUUUCUAAGGUUAACUUAUACUAAGGUUUUCUAAGGUAAACAUAUACUUAGGUUUUCUAAGGUUAACGUAAACUAAUACACUGUUAUUUAAAUAAAUGUGCUGAUGUUGAUAUCUUUUCUAUAUAUUACAUUUUACUUUGCUAGUUGCCAAAUUUUGCCUGCAGAUUUAAUUAAACAGAGUUUUGAGAUCGAUUUAAGACUACAAAGGAAAAAAAUCCCCUCCAAUACAAUCACUUUUAUUUUAUGAUUUUAGAGAGAUAAGCUAGCAAAUUUACAAAUAUAAAUAAAUUAUGAAAUAAGCUUUCAUGCUAGUAUACUCCUUAUAAAGGUAUUAAAAGAAUAUGUCUUCAGUGCGUUGUUGGAGGUUUUAAAACUGUAAAGGAUUUAUCGAAAUGUGUUUUAUAUAUAUUAUAUUCUUACGGGAACCUUCUUAUCGACGAAUGUAUCAUUCGCAUCUUAUUAAAUUGUUAACUCCAUGAAGAAUGUAAUUUAUUUCAAAACAGAUUGUGUUAUCUAUCACCAAUAACAUAGUUCAAAUUUGCAAAUUAAACUUUCGAUUUAGUGAGUUAUCUCGACGCAUUUUAAUUAAAAGUCUUGAUGUUUCGACAUUUUGGCGUGCACUCGGUGAUAAGACGGUGCCCAGGUGUAAAAAAGAAUGUACAACAGUUCACAUAUGUUUUGCUAUAAAAUAUUCCAUUUUGAACCGACGUCAAUGAUUGUAUAUUGGUAGUUCAUGAUGCGCAUGUGAGUUUUUGAUAUUCUGACUGCCGUGCAUAAAGCCACCUAGAUUAGUCAUUUCACCUGCUCCAUUAUGUGUGGAGUUUAAUGUUUUAAAGGGCCGCUAGUUCAGAACUUUGUUAAAGUUAACAACGUUGUUAACGUCAUCGUUGUUAACUUUCAGUUGUUUUACUGCUCUAGAUGUUGAAUGGACACACUUAUGAUCUGCAGUGCUCCUAACAAUGUUCUGGAUAAAAGUUUCAGUCGUACUUGUUUUAUUGAAUAUAUUAUCUCAUCAUCCGGCAUGUCUCGUUUAAAAGUUAACAACGAAAGUUAACAACGAUGUCGUUUAUCAUGUUGUUAACUUUUAAAAAGUUCUGAACAAUCGGCUAAUGUGUCCAAGAAUGGCACAUUUACUACUUCGAACUUAUUCUGGUCAAACGAUUAGAAGUGUACUGAAAUAUAAAAUCCACACAAAAAACUUUUAUAUAAAGACCGAUUAUAUCAUUAAUUAAGGCAAGCAGUUUGUCAUGCCUGUUUGUAGGUUACAUAUAGUUUAUGUUUUAAAUCUCAGACGAGUUUUCAUUUAAAAUAGAGCUAUUCUUGGUCCUAAGUCAAAUUGUUUGAUGUGUUCGGAAACAUGUAUCAUAUUUGAUGCUCAAAGCAUUUCAUAUUUGUCAUAAAUUUGUCAGCUAAAGUCGCAAAAUUUAUGAAAAAAAAUAAAACUACAAUUAUUUUACUGUACAUGAAUGUAUGUAUGUUUUAUUGAUAUGAUAAUUAUACUGUUGUGUCAAAAUGUUUAAAAUGUGCUGUUGUAUAUAUUUUUAAUUUGAAAUUUAUCGGUAAUAUUUACGUGAUUAAGUAUGUGUUAUAAAGGAUAUGUUGUUAUGUUGACUUUAUGUGCGGUUAGUGAGUGAAUGAUGGAAAGCAUGAAUGAUAUUUAAUUUAGUUUUUGGUUUUAGGAAAAACGUAACUAGUUAGUUAAUCAGUUAGUUAAUAUGAUAUUAUUUCAAUUUUUGUUUACUUUUUAUUUGUUCACAAAGAAGGCAAAAUGAUUUUUUUCUACACAUACUACUAGUAUUACAAAUUUUAACAUUAGAAAUAAAGUAUUCUUAGUUUGAAGUGAUUUGAAAAAGAGUUUCAUGAAAUCAUUUUAUAAACAAAAAGGGCGUUAAGUAAAUUUUACAAAACAUGAUAUUUUACUGUUAACAAAACAAUGUACAUGUAUUUUGGUUAAUCUACAAAAAAUCUUUGAUCUUUGAGAUCUUCUUCUAAUAACUAUUUUUUUCUUUUAUUGUGAAUGAAUACCUCAAAGUUAAGGUGAAACUAAAGGAGUAAUUUAUUUUGCCUUGAAUAGUCUUUGUACAGAAAUGCCUUUAUUUAUUUUUACUUUUUAAUUAUAUGCUAUUUUUACCUGGAACCCCCAUUUCUCGAAAAAUCUUAGUUCAUGUACCUGAUUUCAUUCAGCCAAAUUACUAAUUUAAUCCCGUUUUUGCAAAAUUUAAAAUAGUCUAUCGGAUUUGUCAUUAACAUUAUUUCCAUCGGAACUCUUCAAAAUUAGAUAAAAACACAAUUUAUACCAAAACAAAAAUGUGUGCUAAGCUUGAUCCUGUUAUAUGGGACUUAAGAUCAUGUUAUAAAGGACUGAAGAUUGUUAAAGAAUUUUGAUCAUUUUUGUCAAAAACUUACGAUUUUUCGAAGGAUUGGAACUGUUACUUUAAGUUACUUUUAUUAUAUUUCUACAUGUUCUUAUAUUUUGUUUUGUUUUUAUGUUUGAAAAUACAUGUUGAAACAUAUAGUUUGCUAAUUUUAUCUGCAAAAUAACUUAGAAUUAGUUCUUUUAUUAUCUUUUCUCCAUGUUUAAGAAUCUCAGAAAUAUUCAUCUUUUUGUUCUGUUCCUUACCGUUUGAAUAUUUUAUUUAUGUUUUUACUGUCUAAAUCUGCUGCAACUGGAUGCUAGCCCAGAAAUAUGCUUAGUUAACUGGUCAAACUGUUUUGGUUUACUUGAAAAGUUAGUGGUUUUUUUAAUGAUUCAAAUUUGUGUUGUUGUUUUUUCGUUAAAGUUAAUUUUUGAAUUAUAACACAGUUUUGUUGAUUUUAUUUGGCGGAAAUGUUGAGAAUCUAAUCGUUUUGCUGUGCUUUUGUAUCAAUCUCAAAAUCUUGUUCUGUACAUUGCGUGUUAUUCAGCAAUGUGAUAUUUUUGUAACAAAAAUGUGAUAUAUCUCAACUUCAAAUAAAGUUGGUGACAUUA
This is a messenger RNA of Mya arenaria, 5396 nucleotides long. Its product is annotated as tumor necrosis factor ligand superfamily member 10-like. Lineage: Eukaryota; Metazoa; Mollusca; Bivalvia; Myida; Myidae. The record is from RefSeq and is a predicted model, not a curated record. Gene Ontology annotation, biological process: immune response. Gene Ontology annotation, molecular function: tumor necrosis factor receptor binding. Bases 737 to 1747 code for a protein of 336 amino acids. Gene Ontology annotation, cellular component: membrane. The transcript has 4 exons.